Manacus vitellinus (golden-collared manakin) is the source of this 4658-nucleotide messenger RNA. It is a transcript of the gene PUM1, whose product is annotated as pumilio RNA binding family member 1. Gene Ontology annotation, cellular component: cytosol; cytoplasm. The transcript has 19 exons. Lineage: Eukaryota; Metazoa; Chordata; Aves; Passeriformes; Pipridae. Gene Ontology annotation, biological process: miRNA processing; regulation of mRNA stability. The record is from RefSeq and is a predicted model, not a curated record. Gene Ontology annotation, molecular function: mRNA 3'-UTR binding. The coding region runs from base 1 to 2871 and encodes 956 amino acids.
AUGACCCAGAACUGCUCAGUCUCAUUAAUGUUCCCAAAAAACCUUGGGAACACCAGGAGUCCUCAGCAGUCACUGGCUGGGGGACAACAGCUGUUGCCGGGUAAAAAGUUUUGGGAAUCUGAUGAUUCCAGCAAAGAUGGACCAAAAGGGAUAUUUCUGGGAGAUCAGUGGAGAGACAGUGCUUGGGGAGCAUCAGAUCACUCUGUUUCCCAACCCAUUAUGGUUCAGAGAAGACCUGGGCAGGGCUUUCACGUGAACAGUGAAGUCAACUCGGUGCUUUCCCCCCGGUCAGAGAGUGGAGGACUGGGUGUGAGCAUGGUGGAGUAUGUGUUGAGCUCAUCUCCUGGAGAUUCCUGCCUAAGGAAAGGAGGAUUUGGGCCAAGGGAUGCAGAGAAUGAUGAGAAUGACAAAGGGGAUAAGAAAAAUAAGGGCACGUUUGAUGGUGAUAAAUUGGGAGAUCUGAAGGAGGAGGGGGAUGUGAUGGACAAAACAAAUGGUUUGCCUGUUCAGAACGGGAUCGACGCAGAUGUCAAAGACUUCAGCCGCACGCCCGGGAACUGCCAGAACUCGGCGAGCGAGGUGGAUCUGCUGGGCCCCAACCAGAACGGAUCCGAGGGCUUGGCCCAGCUGGCCAGUACCAACGGGGCCAAGCCUGUGGAGGACUUCUCCCUGUUCCAAAGACCCAACGCCCUGGCGGUGCAGCAGCUGACGGCAGCACAGCAGCAGCAAUACGCCCUGGCUGCUGCCCACCAGCCACACAUAGGUUUAGCUCCUGCUGCCUUUGUUCCCAACCCCUACAUCAUCAGCGCGGCUCCCCCGGGGACGGAUCCGUACGCGGCCGGACUGGCGGCAGCUGCCACCUUAGGUUGGAAGGUUCUCCGUGGAGGAGCCAGCCAGCGUCCCUUGACCCCCAACCAGAACCAGCAGGGCCAGCAGACGGACCCACUGGUGGCCGCGGCCGCCGUCAACUCCGCCCUCGCCUUCGGCCAGGGGCUGGCAGCAGGAAUGCCAGCGGUGGCGGCGGCCGCGGCCUCGGCCAACGGCGCGGCGGGAGGGCUGGCAGGGACAACCAACGGACCAUUCCGGCCUCUGGGGACGCAGCAGCCCCAGCCCCAGCCCCAGCAGCAGCCCACCAACAACCUGGCCUCCAGCUCCUUCUAUGGCAACAACUCCCUGAGCAGCAAUUCCCAGAGCAGCUCCCUCUUCUCUCAGGGCUCUGCCCAGCCUGCCAACACCUCCCUGGGCUUCGGCAGCAGCAGCUCCCUGGGGGCCACGCUGGGCUCUGCACUGGGAGGAUUUGGGACAGCAGUAGCAAACUCCAACACGGGCAGCGGCUCCCGCCGGGACUCGCUGACGGGGAGCAGUGACCUGUACAAGAGGACAUCGAGCAGUUUGACCCCCAUAGGACACAGUUUUUACAAUGGCCUUGGCUUCUCCUCCUCUCCUGGCCCUGUGGGAAUGCCUCUGCCCAGCCAAGGACCCGGCCACUCCCAGACUCCUCCACCUUCCUUAUCUUCACAUGGAUCAUCUUCCAGUCUAAACCUGGGUAAGAGAUGUUGGCCCAGUCCCUGCUCUGCUGUCCUUGCCAUGCUGGGGGGGAUUCCUGCUGCCCUCAGUCCCUGGUUUUUUGCACAAGGAGGAGGUGAAACACCGAAGCAGGAGUUGUCGGCGGCCCCGGGCGCCGAGGCCAAGUACCGCAGUGCCAGCAGUGCCUCCAGCCUGUUCAGCCCCAGCAGCACCCUGUUCCCCUCGUCCCGGCUGCGCUACGGCAUGUCCGACGUGAUGCCCUCCGGCCGCAGCCGCCUGCUCGAGGACUUCCGCAACAACCGCUACCCCAACCUGCAGCUGCGCGAGAUCGCCGGCCACAUCAUGGAAUUCUCCCAGGACCAGCACGGCUCCAGGUUCAUUCAGCUGAAACUGGAACGUGCCACCCCAGCAGAGCGUCAGCUGGUGUUCAACGAGAUCCUGCAGGCAGCUUAUCAGCUCAUGGUGGAUGUGUUUGGGAACUACGUCAUCCAGAAGUUCUUUGAAUUUGGCAGCCUGGAGCAGAAGCUGGCCCUGGCCGAGCGCAUCCGCGGGCACGUGCUGUCGCUGGCGCUGCAGAUGUACGGCUGCAGGGUGAUCCAGAAGGCCCUGGAGUUCAUCCCCCCAGACCAGCAGAACGAGAUGGUUCGGGAGCUGGACGGGCACGUCCUCAAGUGUGUGAAGGACCAGAACGGGAACCACGUGGUGCAGAAGUGCAUUGAGUGUGUGCAGCCUCAGUCCCUGCAGUUCAUCAUCGAUGCCUUCAAGGGCCAGGUGUUCGCGUUGUCCACACACCCCUACGGCUGCCGCGUGAUCCAGAGGAUCCUGGAGCACUGUCUCCCCGAGCAGACCCUGCCCAUCCUGGAGGAGCUUCACCAGCACACCGAGCAGCUGGUGCAGGAUCAGUAUGGGAACUAUGUUAUCCAGCAUGUGCUAGAACAUGGUCGGCCCGAGGAUAAGAGCAAGAUUGUAGCAGAAAUUAGAGGCAACGUGCUCGUGUUGAGUCAACAUAAAUUUGCUAGUAACGUGGUGGAGAAGUGUGUGACGCACGCGUCGCGCACGGAGCGGGCCAUGCUGAUCGACGAGGUGUGCACCAUGAACGACGGCCCCCACAGUGCCUUAUACACCAUGAUGAAGGAUCAAUAUGCCAACUACGUGGUGCAGAAGAUGAUUGAUGUGGCAGAGCCAGCCCAGAGGAAGAUUGUCAUGCACAAGAUCCGGCCUCACAUCGCGACCCUGCGCAAAUACACCUACGGCAAACACAUCCUGGCCAAGCUGGAGAAGUACUACAUGAAGAACGGGGUGGACCUGGGGCCCAUCUGCGGCCCCCCCAACGGCAUCAUCUGAGGGGGCCCCAGCAGAGCCACCCCCGGCCCCCACAACCAGCAACCACCACCACCCCAGCUCACACUAAAGAUCCACCUCGACGGUUGCUAAAAAAAAAAAAAACUUAAAAAAGAAAAAAAAAAAAAAAAAAACAGACAAAGAAAAGCAAAGCCUUUGUAAAUUUCUUUAAUUUUAUUAUGCAUAACAUGUACUAAUUAUUUUUUUUAAUUAACUAAUUGCCCUGCUGUUUUACUGGUGUAUAGAAUACUUGUACAUAGGUCUCAGAUGUACAUGGAAGGCCACAUUUUUUUUUUUUUGUUCACUGUUGUAUCUAUAUUCCAAAUGUGGAAACUUUCAGGGUGGUUGGUUUGAAGAAAACAAACGGGGAAAAAAAAAACCAAACAAACAAACCCUUUUUAAUUCAUCUGCCUCACAGACAAAACAUUUUACAAACACUUCUUUGCUUUUAAUUUUUUUUUCCUUUUAGGCAAAAAUCAGCCAGAAGUUUGAAUUUCAGUUCAACGACCCGACGCAUUUAACCCUGUUUAUAAAUAACUAAAAAGAACAAAAAUUCAACUUAUAGCUUGGGUUUUAAAAAAAAACAAAACAAAACACACACGAACCAAGAAAGAAAAUUCAGUUUUUAAACCUUUUUAAUUGCUUUCUUUCCGAUGUUUUUAUUUUAUUGGUGAGUAUAAACAUGCUGAAGGAGGGAGCUUAGCUGGCGUUUUGGGGGGAGAAAACACCCAGAGGUUUUAAAAGUGGGGGGUGGGGGUACCUGUUUACUGCCUCCUCUGGUCUGUUCACCUGGAGAGACACAAAAUUUGAUUAUUUAGCAUGAGGAAAAAAAAGAAAACAGAAAAAAAAAAACAAAAAUCCAACUCGGCUUUGGUCUUGCUUCUAUAAAUAUAUAGUGUAUACUUGGUGUAGACUUUACAUAUAUAAAAAUUUGUAGUAUUUUCUUGUUUUGAUGUCUGAUCUGUAUCUAUAAUGUACCCUAGUAGUGGAACAUACUUCUGACUGUACAAUUGUACAUUUGUAAACCUCUGUAAUGUAAAUGUGGAGAAGUUUGAAUCGACAUAAAAACCUGUUUUUUGGUAAGAAAACAAAAAAAAAAAGAAUUAGCAAAACCUGUGCAUUUCAGUGUAUAUUCACACCUUUUAUGGUCGUAGCAUAUAGUGUUGUAUAUUGUAAAUUGUAAUUUCAACCAGAAGUAAAUUUUUUCUUUUGAAGGAAAUGUUCUCUUUAUACAGCCUAGUUAAUGUUUAAAAAAAAAAGAAAGAAAAAUAAAUGCUUGGUUUUAUUUGUCACCUAGUUGAACGGUAGCGAUCCUUUCUAAAUGUUCUACAAAACUGAUUCAGUUCCAAAUAGUGUUUUUUUGACUCUUACAAAGUAAUGUUUUGCUUAUUUUGUGACAGUAAGAAACAAAAAAGUGCAAAAGUACAGCCCCCCCCCCCAGUUUUCCUUACAAUCAGAGUCCCUUUUCACCUUGUAAAGUGUGAAUCACCUCCCCUUUUUGUACAGAAGAUGAACUGUAUUUUGCAUUUUGUCUACUUGUAAGUGAAUGUAACAUACUGUCAAUUUUCCUUGUUUGAAUAUAGAAUUGUAACACUACACGGUGUACAUUUACAGAGCCUUGUGUAUAUUUCCAAUGAACUUUUUUGCAAGCACACUUGUAACCAUAUGUGUAUAAUUAACAAACCUGUGUAUGCUUAUGCCUGGGCGACUAUUUUUUGUAACUCUUGUGUAGAUUGUCUCUAAACAACGUGUGAUCUUUAUUUUGAAAAAUACAGAACUUUGGAAUCUGG